This is a messenger RNA of Solanum tuberosum (potato), 1790 nucleotides long. Its product is annotated as scopoletin glucosyltransferase-like. Bases 333 to 1790 code for a protein of 485 amino acids. Gene Ontology annotation, molecular function: UDP-glucosyltransferase activity. The transcript has a single exon. The record is from RefSeq and is a predicted model, not a curated record. Lineage: Eukaryota; Viridiplantae; Streptophyta; Magnoliopsida; Solanales; Solanaceae.
GGAACCCUCAAACAUAUCUGUUGGAUUGGGUCAUAUUGUUGGUGUGAGCAAUGUCUUUCAAUCCUGGGUUCGCCUCUGGAUCCGGGUGACACUUUUGAAGAAUCCGAACAACAUAGAUUCCGGAGCUCAUACAAGUCAAAACUGUCUAAAAACUGGCACUUAGUAGCUUUCUGUUUGCAUUCUUGUUAAUAAUUAAAGCAGGCCAAAAUCUUCUUGUUACAACAUAUUCUCUAGCCAAAUGAGUGAAGACACAGUACUCUGUGAUAACUCCAAUAAAACUAUGUAAUAUAAAUCAAAUCAUACCAAAUCCUUCAUUUUCAAAGCCUUCAAUCAUGGCACAAAAAAAUGAUCAAGUACUCCAUGUAGUUUUCAUUCCAUACUUGACACCAAGUCACAUGAUCCCUUUAGUUGAUACAUCUAGACUUUUUGCUAGUCAUGGUGUCAAAGUUAGCAUCAUCACCACCCCCUACAAUGCCCUCCUUUUCGAAUCAACAAUCGAUCAUGACAUUGAUUUAGGCCACAAAAUCUUCAUCCACAAACUCAAAUUUCCAUCUGAUGAAGUAGGCUUACCAGAAGGGAUUGAAAACUUCAGUGUUACCACUAGUCAAGAAAUGGCUAUAGGUGUAUUUAUGGGAAUUGCUUUGCUUCAAAAACCAAUGGAAAGUCUUAUUUUCGAGCUACGUCCUCAUUGCAUUGUAUCAGACAUGUUUUUCCCAUGGACUGUGGAUGUAGCAGAGCAACUGAAGAUUCCUAGACUUACGUUUUAUCCGACUAAUGUUAUGUACCAUUGUGUUGAACAUUGUUUGAAGUUGUAUACACCUCAUGAGAAGGUAAGUUCGGAUUCAGAAUGUUUUAAGGUUCCGGGAUUACCAGAUGAGAUUGAAAUGAAAAGAUCUCAACUACCCGAAGAUGUGAAAAACAACCCUGAAGGACCAUAUUGGGAGUUGUUGAAGAGAAUUAAAGAAUCAGAACCGCGGAGCUAUGGUAUGAUUCAUGACACUAUCUAUGAUCUAGAACCGAGUUAUGCUGAGCUUUAUCGAAAAAUCAAAGGUAAAAAGCCGUGGCUUAUUGGACCUUCGUUUCAUUUUUCAAAGAGAAACAAUUCGAGAAGUAGUCCAGAUCAAGAGCGACAUAGCUGCUUGAGUUGGCUUGAUUCUCAAGAAUCAAACUCUGUUGUGUACAUUUGUUUUGGAAGUAUGGGAAGGUUUUCGGAUCCUCAGCUUACUGAAAUUGCCUUAGCUCUUGAGGCCUCGAAUUCGACCUUUCUUUGGGUGGUAAGAAAGGGAGAUAACACAUAUGAAAGUUGGCUCCCAAUUGGGUUUGAGGAAAAUAUGUUUGCAAACAAGAAAGGUUUGAUAGUUAGAGGAUGGGUGCCACAGCUGAAGAUCUUGAACCAUCCAGCAACCGGAGCGUUCAUGACUCACUGUGGCUGGAAUUCCACUUUGGAGUCUCUUACAUCCGGAGUGCCAAUGCUGACAUGGCCAUUGUUUGCGGAGCAGUUCUACAAUGAGAAACUGGUGGAGGUACUUGGAUGUGGAGUCAGGGUCGGGGCAGAGGUGUGGCAUAUUUCAUUUGACAUCACGGAUACGAUUGUGAAGAAGGAGAAGAUAGAGGCGAGUGUGAAAAUGUUGAUGAACGCCUCUAGGGAAAGUGGAAAGAUCAGAAGUAGAGGAAAAGACGUCGAAGCAAUGAUUAAGAGGGCUGUGGAGGAAGGAGGUUCAUCUUAUAAUCAUCUAACUGCAUUAAUACAGGAGAUGAAGUCUCAUGCUUUUGGCAUAUCAGAAGAGUAA